Penicillium coprophilum is the source of this 660-nucleotide messenger RNA. RefSeq lists its product as uncharacterized. The record is from RefSeq and is a predicted model, not a curated record. Lineage: Eukaryota; Fungi; Ascomycota; Eurotiomycetes; Eurotiales; Aspergillaceae. The coding region runs from base 1 to 660 and encodes 219 amino acids. The transcript has 2 exons.
AUGAAAGCUCCAUUUCUUUCCCUUCUCAUCUUGAGCACUGCUAGUGCGCAGCAACUCAGGUUUGACAAGUCAGACACACAUGCUGGCCUUGCAGACCAAGACUGUCAGAUUCGCUGCCCUCAGAGUACCGACCCGUCCAAAAUCAUCCUGCCCGCCAUUUCCGAGGUCCAAAAUGCGACCGGGUAUUGGGAGAACGUCCUCGAAUGCUGGCAAGUGGACACCGUUUCGACUGCUCUCCCUGGCAUCGAUAAUGCCUAUCGACUGGACUGGGAGGGCGGGUUUGAUAUUGGCUACCAGUAUAUAUUCUCUGGCGAGUCAUUCAUGAAGGCUCAUAGUACCCCAGUGCCCAGUUUGAUUGUCAUGAGCAGUGGUAUUGCUUUCAUUCUCAAGUUGUUCAAUUUUUAUUUUCUAUUGACCAAGGACACUGUGCUUACUGGUUCUGGUACCGUAGGAGAUCUCCGCAUGUCGAAUGGAAGGUGUCUGCGUGUGAAGGCAGGAGACAACUUCUUCAGCGCAGGUACUCGGGGUAAAAUGACCGCUUGGUGGGCGGCAGGCACUGUUGUGUCUGAUUUUUAUUUCAAAAAUAGCGAGAUCCCGAGUCAUGUUGUUGUAGCAGAGUUGAAACUUGAGGCGGAAGGGGGUAGAAGGGCAGAGUUAUAA